This is a messenger RNA of Opisthorchis viverrini, 4267 nucleotides long. RefSeq lists its product as hypothetical. The record is from RefSeq and is a predicted model, not a curated record. Gene Ontology annotation, molecular function: calcium ion binding. The transcript is spliced from 24 exons. The coding region runs from base 209 to 3976 and encodes 1255 amino acids. NCBI's taxonomy places the organism in Eukaryota, Metazoa, Platyhelminthes, Trematoda, Opisthorchiida, Opisthorchiidae.
CCAACAAUAAAAGUCAUUCUAUUCUCCCCCAUAACGUGUUGGAUGCGAGGCUUUUAUAUGUACUGGUCGUAUUGGGGGAUUGAGAAUCACAGUUGCUCUAGGAUACUAUUCACAACCUUUCAACUUUGACAGGGUCAAAACAUCAACGUGUAUCUCUGGUCAACAAAACAGAACUGACUGUUUCGAGCCACAAUUCGGGUGUACAGAAAUGUUCCUUGAGAAAGCGGAACAGAUCGCCAGCCGUCAGUUCAAGGAUUUUCGUAAGAAACACAAAAAAUUUGAUCAUGGCAUCGAUGAUUCCUAUCCCAGUUCAACAAAACACAAAACGAGAAAGAACAAACAUACUGGUCUAUUCAAUCGGCUACGAGGACGAUCGACCAACGGUGAAGGUUCAUCGACCAGCAGUUCACCUACAAGCACACUCGAUCAGAGGUCCAUGCCUCGCUGGAAUUCAGCGUGCGGUAUCGGUGUCAUCCCUGACGGGCGUGCUGGAUCUUCGGACCCUGGAACACGAUCCAACACCUUGACUAACCACUCACGGUGCCGCUCGGCUUCUUCUUCACCGGUACAUUCCAUAAAUGAAAGUGAAGAUGAGUUGAGCACAUCAAUAACUUCGAACGAUACAGUAGUUAAGCAAGAAAUGAUGCGAAUCCAGCGAGCUGGAUCGGUGGGAGAUGGCCAAACUAGUAUACGCGACGGCUCCAGUGACCGCUCCCAAUCACGUGACUCUACGGCAACUUUUUCUUUUCGUAGUGAAACAAUCGAUGACACGGCGAGCACCCGCAUAACGGACCGAAUACAGUCCGACAUACCAACACUAGACUACGAAAUAGCGCGCAUUCCUAAAAUGCCCAAUUCGACGCAGUCAUCUCCAGUGGAAUUACCCAGGAGGAAUGCUAUCGCCAGCGUAGAUACACCUGAUCGAUUAAUCCGGCGUCGAAGCUCUAGUGUUGAUGGGGACAGAACACCACAUAUGGACGUGAGUAGCCCAAGUUUUGGUGCGUGCUUGAUGGUGGACAGCUUAAACAAGAUAGCGGAACAACGGUGCAUGUCGUUAAGAGCACUAGAUGGUGAUGAUUCAGAUACGGCAGUCGAAGAAGAACAAGAUAAAACAUCAAGCAGUGGCAAAAAAGUCAAAAAGCCUUUGAUCAAAUGGACAGCAAAGUCACUUCGAAAACCCAAAGAUGCUCCAAAGACCAUCAGUUCAAAGGAAACACAGGAAGACUCAUUGCAAGCAUCAGAAGUCUCCGCUGGUCACGACAGUGAUCUAGAUCCCCAAAGUCCGAGGUCCUCGAUGACAUCUGAAGAUAUUUCAGAGCUUCUUCCUCGCGACGGCUACCUGUGGUCCCUUCGGUUAUAUUUGAAGUGCGCUCGAAAUCUCUUGGUAAAAGGAAUACAAGGUAAAUCGGAUUCGUAUGUCAAAGUGAAAUAUCGCGGAAAACGGAUCCGACGAACAAAAACCGUCUUCAACGACCGCAACCCCGUUUAUGAUCAAACCGUCUUCUUCAUUGUCAACAAUUUGGGAUGCCCGAUUGAACUGCGUGUCUACAACCAAGACGUCUUCAAAAAGGACGAGUACGUUGGUCGAGUGUUGAUGCCCCUGAAAAAUUUAGUCCUCAAUCAGCUACAGGAAUUCUCCGUCCAGUUGACAAACGAGGACAGCAAUGAAGCGACUCCGGUUGGGGAGCUAACUUUCAGCUUGAUCCUGGGUGAAAAGCCGGAGCUGGAAGUGGCUGCAGAUCGCCGACAGUUCCUGCUAAAACAGCUGAAAAUUGAUCGCCAGAAUGCCUACCAAUACCCGACAAUGACAACCAAACGACCGUCUCCUGAUAUAUCGCCGACCGGAUGCGAUGUAUCUUCCUGGUGCGAGAACGCAGCUCGCUUCUAUUCGGAUUCUGCUCAGGAAAUGAACAGCAUUUACGCGCAAAAUAUCUACUCUGCAAUUGACGAUGACGAGAUGGAGGAGGACGAUUGGCUUGAUGAGAACGAGUUCUACUUUCGUCAACCAUCCUGGCCUGCAUGCUUCUACGAUGGUACCAAACUCGAGGUUUAUACGGGUCGGCUGCCGAACAAACUGCAACCUCUGCCUUUUUCUCAGAUCAGUCGUUUGCCCAAGGUCAUUACAGACGUGAACUGGGAACAAAUGUACACCCGCUCGAAACUUGUGGUUUCGUUGAUUGGGGCGCAGCGACUCGAACCAAAGCAAAAAUCAGAAACAAUAUUCCCUGGCUCGGUUCACCGAUCCCAUUCUCAGCGUGCUCGAUCGAGCAAAAAGCAUGCAUCAGGGCAUGAAGAAAAGUCGAAAAGUGAUGUGGUCGAACCUCCAUCGCCAAUGGCUCUCCUGAGCGUGGGAAGGACCACUUUUCGCAGCGCGGUCAUCAAAAACACCAGACAUCCCUCGUGGCACCAAGAAUUCGAAUUCCGAUUAAGGACAGGAGAUAAGAAAAUUCUACAAGUGGAGAUCAGGGACAUGUCAACCAAUCCGUAUACCACGCUUGUACGUGCUUAUCUGGAUUUUGCGAAACUGAUGCCCGACUGGACUGACUGCUUCACCUUGAAAAACGUGAUCGAAGGUCACGAGGGCCAAGUCGUUCUUCUGGCCACUUUGACCGGAUUUAGCAAGCCACUGGAUCCAAGCUCUGUCUCACCACUCCCCCCAAACUACCGAACUUCUCAAGUAAGUGUCAGGUCCCCGGAACCGGUUGAAGACGGAGUGAUUGUUCCACCGACACAGACACCAGUGCCAUCAGAACUACUGGAAUUGGUCGCAGAAAACUAUAGCCUUCGGAACACAAUAAAAGAUCGAUUUGAUGUCGGGUGGCUACAUGUUUUUGUGAUCGGAGCUCGUCAGAUAAAAGCUGCCGAUUCCAACGGUAAAUCGGAUCCCUACUGCACCCUGCGCCUCGUUAAUCGGGUCGCCUAUACAUCAACGAUUUACAAGACUCUGGAUCCUACAUGGAACCAAGGUUUUGUCUUUCCGAUUGGCGAUAUUUACUCAGUCCUGGAGGUCACCAUAUGGGAUGAGGACAAAGAGAAAGCAGACUUUCUGGGUAGGAUUCAACUUCCGCUGAAUCAGAUUACCAGUCGGCGGAAACGCUGGUACACUUUGAAGGACAAAACUAUGAAGAAACUGGCAAAGGGGUCUAUUUGUCUGGAGGUUAAUGUGGAACAUAACCCGAUACGAGCGGCUAUUCGUGCUGCCUAUCCAAGGGAGGAACCCUGCGUAUGGCAAGAAAACAGGGUGAAGCUAAGGAAUCUCCAGGGUCAUAUCACUCGGAUUACCAGCUACACACCACCAAUCGAAGUCGGAACACAAGCAUUGAAGAAGCUGUACACUUGGGAAAAUCCAACCUACUCAGCUCUGUUCAUAGUAGCAAUGUGUCUCACAAUUUUGUACAUCCAACCGUAUAUGAUUGCUUUCGGAAUAACCAUUGGCCUCAUUCUAGUAAGACUUUCCCAUAUCCGGUGGUUCAACUCUGCCAACAAGUCCAAACGACCUUGCGCCCCCGUGAUCGAUAAUGAUGACCUUGAACUCGAAGAAACCUUGGAGUAUCUAGAAGCUUGCUCCGAUAGUUCGUCCGAUGAACCGCUGGUUCCAAAAUCGAAGCAUGACAAGAAAAAGCCACUCAAACAAAAACUGAAAAAAGCCCGACAGGUGAUGGGGAUGAUUGAUGAAGCGAUGGAAGGAAUUGCAUCAAUCAUGGAAAAGUUUGAAAGUAUAUGCAAGUGGCAAGUUCCGUGGUUGAGUUUUCUGGUUAUGCUCUUUACCCUGUCCGUGGGCAUCCUGACUUACUUCGUCCCACUGCGCUACCUAUUGGUUUUCUACGUUGUCAAGAAGUUCACGAGAAGACUGCGCCAGGCCCAACUGUACGACCCAUCACCAUUGUCUUUCAUAUUACGGGUUCCGAACAGAGUGGAACGGAUAAAAUACCGGCAGACGAGGCCCAACGAAUCUCCAUUACGACCGAACGACUGACUGCCCCGUCUGGCAAACAGGGCUUCCUAUCCAUGACAGUGCAAACAUGCCUCAAAACUUUCGUUACUUCGUCACUUUACAACCAAAUAUUUUCAUAAUUUUUGUUCAUAUAUUUUUCACUUAGUUUUUUAUAACGCUAACAGAAAUACCGUCCAGUAACACAGUACGCGCUCUCACGGUGAAGUUACUUGGGAUUUCGUUCUUGGGUCUCAUAGCUUUUCCACAAUGAUCUUCGCUGGACAGAUCAUCUGAGACGAAUGAUCCGAAUGUCAAGGGGCAAACUGUUGGAAG